Messenger RNA from Penicillium soppii, 1134 nucleotides. RefSeq lists its product as uncharacterized. NCBI's taxonomy places the organism in Eukaryota, Fungi, Ascomycota, Eurotiomycetes, Eurotiales, Aspergillaceae. The record is from RefSeq and is a predicted model, not a curated record. The transcript is spliced from 2 exons. The coding region runs from base 1 to 1134 and encodes 377 amino acids. Gene Ontology annotation, biological process: lipid metabolic process. Gene Ontology annotation, molecular function: phosphoric diester hydrolase activity.
AUGCGUGUAUUGAACUUUUUGGCUCUGUUGCCAGCGGUUUUAGCGAACCCUUUGGUUAGACGCACCAACAGUACAGCAUGCAACAAUUCCCCAGACCUCUGCUCCAAGUCCUAUGGAGAAAUCACACAUCUCGGUGCCCACGACAGUCCCUUCUUGCGCGAUUCCAGCACAAGUAAUUCGCUAGCCGGCGACCAAUAUUACGACACCACCACACAACUAUCAGCCGGCGUCCGCCUAGUAACGGCUCAAGUGCACAAGAGCAACUCACAAUGGCGUCUCUGUCAUUCUACCUGCGACCUGCUAGACGCAGGACUUCUCAGCGACUGGCUGAAAAAAAUCAAGACCUGGCUAGAUGACAACCCAAACGAAGUCGUCACAAUCCUCCUCGUCAACUCCGACAGUGCCACAGCCUCCGAGCUCAACACCGAAUUCGAAACAGCAAACAUAACAGACUAUGCAUAUGAGCCAACCUCCCAAAGCACAGCCCCAACAUCAUGGCCAACCCUCCAAACAAUGAUCGACGACGGCAAACGCCUAGUUGUCUUUAUUGCCUCGAUCACAACCUCUGAAUCCUACCCCUACCUAAUGAACGAAUUCAACUUCGUCUGGGAAAAUCCCUACGAUGUCUCCUCGCCCUCAAACUUCUCCUGCUCCCCCGACCGACCCUCAACAUACAAGGGCGACGCGGCCGCCGCCCUCUCCGCCAAUCUCCUCCCUCUCAUGAACCACUUCCUGUAUUCAUCUGAUCUGGCCGCCUUCGACAUCGAAUACCCCAACUCCAGUUACGUCGGCACGACGAAUGCCGCGUCUGGCGGCACAGGCAAUUUGGGCGAUACCGCAUCGACCUGUAAGCAGGCAUGGAGCGGGCGGCAGCCGACGUUUAUUAUGGUUGAUUUCUUCAACCGUGGGCCUGCCAUCGAUACAGUCGAUAGCUUGAACAAUGUAACCAAUCCUGUUGGGAGGAAGUCUGUUACAGAGGCUUCGACUAGUGGGGCUUCUUCAACUAGUAGUGUUUUCAAGGCGCUUGUUGAGUUGGCCGACUCGGCGAAGGCGGGGACGACGGUGACCAUGGGGAAUUGGAUCUGGGCCGGUGGGAACUGGGGGAAUCUUCUUGGUGGUGGGAUUUCUCUCUAA